Molecule: messenger RNA, 726 nt
Organism: Tetrahymena thermophila SB210
Lineage: Eukaryota; Ciliophora; Oligohymenophorea; Hymenostomatida; Tetrahymenidae
Product: Ras family small GTPase
Exons: 3
Biological process (GO): protein secretion; regulation of exocytosis
Molecular function (GO): GTPase activity; GTP binding
Source: RefSeq, a predicted model, not a curated record
AUGAGAAAAUAUUCUAAUUUCAAGAUAUGUGGUGCUGAAUAAAUUUUUAUGAUAAAAAUACUUGAAAAAAAAGUAGAGUAAAAGGUUAUUUGUGAAAAGUUUAUUAAUGAGUUUGAAUAAGGAACAUUAGGAAAUUUGUUUUAAGCUAUUAAUUAUAGGCAACUAAGCAGUUGGAAAGACAUGUCUAUUGCUGAGAUAUUGGAAAAGUAAAUUUCCAAAUAGUAACAUAACCACAUAGGGUAUUGUAUAGAUUAUUAUAUAAAAAAACUUGAAAUUAAUAAAAAAAAGCUUAAAUUGUAUAUUUGGGAUACAGCUGGUUCGGAAAGAUUUAGAACCAUUACUUCAAAUUAUUUCAAAGCAGCUCAUGGUAUUUUAGUAGCCUAUUCAGUAGAAGACUAAGAAUCGUUUGAGAAAGUAGGAAGCUGGAUUUAAUGCAUAAAAGAAAAAUGCGAUAAUGCUAAUAUAUCUAUAUUAUUAGUUGGAAAUAAAUCUGAUUCAAAACAAAGAGUAGUUUCAUUAGAAUAGGGUGAAAAGCUUGCUGAGUAAUAUAAUAUUCCUUUUUAGGAAACUAGUGCUCUUGAUAAUAUUAAUGUGAGCGAAUCUUUUGAUUAACUUGCUAUAAUGUGCUUAGAUUAGUAUGAGAUAAAAAGUUCUACUAUUUCUCCUUAGUCUAAUAUUCCAAAGAAAAAAUAAGAAAAUGGAGAAACUAAAAAAAAUUGUUGUUGA